Neurospora tetraspora is the source of this 1680-nucleotide messenger RNA. RefSeq lists its product as uncharacterized. The record is from RefSeq and is a predicted model, not a curated record. Gene Ontology annotation, biological process: protein localization to plasma membrane. Lineage: Eukaryota; Fungi; Ascomycota; Sordariomycetes; Sordariales; Sordariaceae. The transcript has 2 exons. Bases 1 to 1680 code for a protein of 559 amino acids. Gene Ontology annotation, cellular component: plasma membrane.
AUGGCCUCCUACAAGAUUGCCGCUCCCGAUGAGUACCUUGCCAUCACUGGCAUGGGUGUCAAUACCCUCAAAAUCACAAAGGCAGCAUGGGUUUGGCCCUUCCAGCGCUGCAUGCGCUUCAGCGUGCAACCCCACGACUACGCCAUGAGCCUCCAGGCCAUGACCAAAGAAAAGCUCCAAUUUCUCCUCCCCGUCGUCUUCACCGUCGGUCCCGAUGUCAACCAACGAGGUGCCAACAUCCGACGACUCGGUGGUGGCGUUCAUGAUGAGCCAGGAAAGCCCGGCGAUGAACAUGACGUGGCCAUGGCCGUCUCCGACUCGGUAGUUCGCCGGGAAGACCGGGGCGAUGCCCUUAUGAAGUUCGCCAUGCUCUUGGCCGACUCAGGCCGCGACAAGGGCCCCAACAACCAUGACUUCCUCGAGGGCAUCGUCAAGGGCAUCAUCGAAGGUGAAGUCCGUGUGCUCGUCUCGGCCAUGACCAUGGAAGAGAUCUUCUCGGAGCGUGAAGAAUUCAAGCGUCGCAUCUUCCGCAACAUCCAAUCCGAGCUUGACCAAUUCGGCCUCAAGAUUUAUAACGCCAACGUCAAGGAGCUCAAGGACGCUCCCGGAUCGACCUACUUCGCCUCGCUCUCGCAGAAGGCGCACGAGGGUGCAACCAACCAAGCCCGUAUUGACGUCGCCGAGGCCCAGCUGCGCGGUAACGUCGGCACGCAGAAGCGCAAGGGCGAGGAAGCGCGCGAGAUCGCCAAGAUCCAGGGAGAACAAGACCGCGAGCUGGCCAAGAUCCAAGCCGAGACGCAAGUCCAGAAGACGGAGCGGGACAUUGAGAAGGCGACAGCCGAGGCCGUUCUCAAGACACGCAAAGUCGAGCUCGAUCGGGACGUGCAAAUCGCGGGUAUCCAAGCCGCCCGCAAGACCGAGGCCGAGGAUGAAGACCUCAAGCGUGAAGUGCAGAUCAAGCGCGCCGCCGCCGAGAUGGAGCGUCUCCGUGCCACGGACGUUGUCAAGGCGAGCAUCGCCCGUGAAGCCAAGCAGCAAGCGGCCGACGCCAGGGCCUACGAGAUCGAGAAGGAGGCCCAGGCCAACUUUGAGAAGGACAAGCAGGCCACCGAGGCCACCGCCUACAAGACCAAGGUCGGCGUGGACGUGAAGGUGUACCAGAUCGAGGCAGAAGCCAAGGCCAACUUUGAAAAGGCCAAGCAGCACACCGAGGCGGGCGUGUAUGAGACCAAGGUUGGUGCCGACGCGCAGUCGUAUGCGGCCAUCAAGCUGGCGGAUGCAGAGCUCCAACAGAAGCUGAGGGCGGCGGAGGGUAUGAGCGCCAUGGCGGAGGCGUAUGCCAAGAUGAGCCACGCGUUUGGCGGUCCUCAGGGUCUGCUGCAGUACAUGAUGAUCGAGAAGGGCACGUAUGUCGAGCUGGCCAAGGCGAAUGCUGAGGCUAUCAGGGGAUUGCAGCCCAAGAUUAGCGUGUGGAACACGGGCGCCGAGGCGGGCUCGGGGGGCGAGCAGAGCAGCACGGCGACCAUGAGGAACAUCUACCAGAUGCUGCCGCCGUUGAUGACGACCAUCAACGAGCAGACGGGGAUCACGCUGCCAGAGUGGCAGUUUGGACGGAUGGCUGGACAGAUGUCGGAGGUGGAGAGACGGGGACAGGGACAGGGACCCAACGGGCAGAAGUAA